This is a messenger RNA of Gastrolobium bilobum, 969 nucleotides long. RefSeq lists its product as uncharacterized. Lineage: Eukaryota; Viridiplantae; Streptophyta; Magnoliopsida; Fabales; Fabaceae. Bases 1 to 969 code for a protein of 322 amino acids. The record is from RefSeq and is a predicted model, not a curated record. Gene Ontology annotation, molecular function: nucleic acid binding; zinc ion binding. The transcript is spliced from 3 exons.
AUGGCGGCAGCAAAAUGGCUCCAGGCUAUGGAGAAGAUCUUCAGGGUGAUGAGAUGCCUUGAUACAUUGAAGUUGGCCUACUCUGUGUAUAUGCUAAAAGAGGAAGCUGAGGAUUGGGAGGCUAGGGAGCAGAUGCAGAAUGAGUACAACGAUCUAAAGCAAGAUUCGAUGUCAAUUGACCAAUACUUUGCUAAAUUCAACGAGUUGGUGAAAUACGCCAACUAUGGGCGAGCCCUACCCACUCCAGCUGAGAUGACCUCCAAGUUCCAAUGGGGUCUGAAUGAGAACAUGUCUCGGAAGAUAUCAAACUGUGACAUCCGAGAUUUUAGCAGAUUUGUGAAUCAGUGCCGAAAGGUAGAAGAAGUAUACAAGGGGUCCCAGACCAAGAAGCCCUCUGAGGCCCAAGCACCUAAUGCCAAUAAAGCAACGGGCUCAGGUUAUUGGAAGAACAAGAAGAUGAAAAGUAAAAAGCUGAGUGUGAAUAAUCCAUUCGACUUAUUCAAAAAGUCUGGAACUCAAAAGAAUUUUGUUGAUAGAGGACCUCCUCCCAAGUGUAAAGGAUGUGGAAAGGAGCAUAGAGGUCCGUGUGCUACGGGUGAGGUUAUUUGCUAUAAGUGUGGAAAGUCCGGCCACUACUCCAGGCAGUGUCCUCAGCAUGAAGUGAGGACUAUGGCAGUUCAAGCUACUGUUGUUUCUGUCUCGACUGUUCCACCUAUGAUAGAAUCUCAGACGAGUAAAGAAGAGCAUGCAGAUCACUUGAGAACGGUGUUGCAAAUUCUUAGAGAGAAACAGUUGUAUGCAAAGCCGUCUAAAUGUGAAUUUUGGCUUUCUCAAGUGCAAUUCAUGGGUCACGUCAUUUCUGCUGAUAGAGUGGCAGUUGAUCCAAGUAAGAUAGAGGCAGUUAUUGAUUGGGAGAGACCCAAGACUGUAACGGAAGUAAGGAGUUUUCUGGGUUUGGCCGGUUAUUAA